AGAAUGCUAUGCACCCUUACUUGUCAACUGGGAUUCUAGUUAUGUUAUGGAUGUACUUUUAGCAUCAUACAGCUGUAGCUACCAAGAGACUGUUGAGUUCUGGGUAAUGCCUGCAACCUGGGGAUAAAAUAGGGGUCUUGUGGGUAUUUUAACCUGUUUUAUUUGCUUUUUUUUAUUGUUAUGGAGAUUCAAACAUGAAUUUAAAAUAUACAUGUAAAAGCCUUUUAAUCCAAUCAAAUCCGAGGACAUCUAUUGACAAUUUACUCUGUACACCAGCUCAACAUUUACAAAAUUAAUAAAGAAAUGAAAUGUCUUUGUGUAUAGUGUGUAUACUUUUGUGUGAGACACUUGCACGUGAUACAAGUGCACCCAACUGCUGAUGAUCAUUCCGUAGUUUCGAACAAACCAAGUAUUAUAAACAUGCUGAAGUGCCUCGGGCCUCUUCCUGUCUAUACUGCUGUUAUGAAAAUGAUUAUCUUAUUCGACUUUCACCAAAGUACUGAAUGUUUAACAUAAUGGUCUCUUUGAAACUCUGUCUAUUUAUAUGUUUGCGUUUGCAAUGAGUCCACCAGUGGUUAAACCCUGUUUGACUGUAUAAAAAAGGAAAAGUAGGUAAGAUUACAUUUUUAAUAUCCAUUGAAUAAAUGCAGUCCUGCAAAACCAGCAGCUAUUGCUUGUGUAUGCCACAGGUUAAGGUUAUAAUUAAACUGGUUGUAGUUCAUCUAACAAGGUCAGAGGAAGUUCUGGAUCUAUUAAGAUAUAAUAUACGAGUUAUACAGCCAUUGCACAGGCAUUGUAUGCCAGUAGGGGGCGCAAUACGUUUAUCGUGUCCACCUCGAGUCUGGAGCAUUCCCCUGCAGCCUGUCUGCGUGUUGUUUUGUGUGCAUGUACAGAGUGAGUGGAAGCAGAGAAACGAGUGCUCGGGUCCUUUUAAAGACAGAACCUCAACACUUUGUAUGCGAGACUGCGUGUUGUAAUGUGACCAAUUUAGAUACAUUUCAUAAUUUGCACUUUUGAAAAAGAGGUAUUUAUUUUUAUUUAUGCGAAAGUGUGCAUUCUGUUGAGCCAAACAGGCGCGGUGUGGCUGUGUUGUUUUGUAAAACCAAGACUUUUUGCCUGUUUCAUACUGUUCAGUUAGCCAGUUUUAGUGUAAUAUAGUUCAGACAAGAUGUCCACUGACUGCAAGAAGACCACUGCCACGGACAUCCCGUCGACCAGGAGGGUGUCCAUCAACGACGCGGCGCACAUGCCCCUGGACUACUCCACUACUCCCGGUGGCACCCUGUUCAGCACGACCCCGGGUGGUACCAGAAUCAUCUACGACCGAAAGUUCCUGCUGGGGUGUCGCAGCUCUCCGGUGGCCAAGACUCCUCCGCGCGGUCUGCCCAAAAUUCCGGGGGUGACCAGUCCUCCCUCCAAGGACACCGAUGAGAAGGCCCAUAAUAGAGAACUACCGAACAACGUCACUGCAGCUGACAGCAGCAACACUGGUGAUGACUCACAGUUCGAAAUUGACAUCUAGGUGGUCCUGGAGCGAGUCAGACUUACCAACACGAUGCUGUGAAGAGAGGCUCAGGAAACUCCUUCUUUCCCAUCAUCCAUUCCAUGAAGACCGAGGUCCGCCUUCGUUAUCUCCAGUGUCUUAGUGUUUUAAAGUCUGUCUUUAUCGAUCUCAAUUGCUUACUAUGACCAGAACAGAUCUGUAAUGAUUUUCUGUCUGCCGCGAGGCUUACAGCUGAUUUAUGUGUGACAAAGUGUGCCUUCCUACAGUGGCUAUACGUUUCAAAUCAAGACUGAGAAGUAAACGCCAACAAAGCCUCAUCCCUAAGAACUGGGACAAGUUAAUGGAAUGGAAGAUCAACAGGGAAAAGUAAUAAUUGUAAUUUGCUGAAUUUAUCACCAUUCCAGAAGGGUUUUUCUCUUGAUAUGCUUUUAUCUCAACACAGUUCCUGACGCCUUUCAUCAGCUGUUGCCUUGAAAUGUUGAAGAUACUGUAUCAUUUGUUUACUGUGCUCUCAAAAACAAUUUCUUCACCUGAAGUGUCAUACAGAGAAUGUAAAACAUCAUUUUGUUGAUGAAAACAGAUUUUCACACGGUUUGUAGGGUGACAAAGCAUUAAAGCAAACACUUUUUGUCAUGUAUUUGA
Messenger RNA from Anarrhichthys ocellatus (wolf-eel), 2146 nucleotides. Its product is annotated as eukaryotic translation initiation factor 4E-binding protein 1-like. Bases 1169 to 1522 code for a protein of 117 amino acids. Gene Ontology annotation, cellular component: cytoplasm. NCBI's taxonomy places the organism in Eukaryota, Metazoa, Chordata, Actinopteri, Perciformes, Anarhichadidae. The transcript has 3 exons. The record is from RefSeq and is a predicted model, not a curated record. Gene Ontology annotation, biological process: negative regulation of translational initiation. Gene Ontology annotation, molecular function: eukaryotic initiation factor 4E binding.